GUCGCUUCGCGGAGCACGCCUCGGAGACGCACGGCGCCUUCGCGCCCUUCACGUUCGCCGCGGGAGCCUCCCUCUCUGAUGGCAGUGCGGUGCAGCGGACCGAACCCGUGCGGCGGCCUGGAAACCUGGUGCUCGCGCUGCAGCCGGUGCAGCCGCCUUUGCCCAGCGAAGCUUACCUGACGGCGCACAAGGAGAGCUUCACCCUGUUCGACCCGGCCUUCCUUGAGCAGAGCGGCAAGCGACUCGCCAAACGCCCCACCAACCUCAAGCUGGAAGGCGAGCUGCAGGUGCUGCCGGAGUACAAGGACCGCUUCCAAGAGUACCCCCGCCAGCGGCGAGUGGAUCCCUUCCUGCCUCGGCACCACAACGUCCUUGACGGCGUCACCGUCACCAUGCCGAUGGCGCCCCCCGCCCCCGCGGCCCCCGCCUCCGGGGACGCACAGUCGGAGAGCCAGGCGCAGUUCGCGGGGUACGACCACCACGCGCGGCCCCGGCCGCUCGCCAAGCGCCACUCCACCAACCUCAAGCUGGAGGGCGAUCUGAGCGCGGUGCCCGAGUACCGCGACGCCUACGUCGAGGUCCGCGGCGCGCAGAGGCCGGCCCUGAUCCGGCCGCGGCCCAACCUCAUGCCCGCGCAGGGCGAGAUGAGCCACGAGACGGAGAAGAGCGCCAGCUUCGUCGACUACCACAACAACUACCACCACGCGGACACGGGGCUGACGGCCACGACGGACAGCCUGCAGCGGCCGCCCAUGAAGAGGCACCCCACCAACAUGCGCAUCGAGCACGGCCAGCACGGCCAGCACGGCCAGCCCGACGGCGACCACGUGCCGGAGUACCGCGCCUCCUUCCGGGAGUACGGCAACGUGCGCAACGUCAUUCGCAGGCCGGAGCCCCACGUGACGCUGGGAGGCACCAUGAGCGGUGGACCUGCAGCUGCGGACCCGCUCCCACCCCCAGUCGUGGACAACGGCCCCGCGCUCCAGGCCGUGCAGGCCAUGCCGCCCGCUCUGCCACCCGUGCAGGACGAUGCUACUGGUACCUCGACUUCCCCCGGCGCAAGCCACUGA
Molecule: messenger RNA, 1070 nt
Organism: Thrips palmi
Lineage: Eukaryota; Metazoa; Arthropoda; Insecta; Thysanoptera; Thripidae
Exons: 6
Coding region: 393-1070 (225 amino acids)
Source: RefSeq, a predicted model, not a curated record